AUGGAGGCUCUGCUGCAACAGUCCCGGUCCAUGUGCCCGUUUUUGAAGAAGACCUCCCCCGCCACGCUUCGCUCGCUGUCCACCAGCACCCGCCCGGCGGCCAGCCCUCGUGGCGGCACGAUUUCCAACCUUCAGGUCAUUGCGAGAAGAUGCCCUGUCAUGAGCAAGGCCUUGGCCGUGCAGAGCUCGAGAUUGGCUGGUGGCUGCCCUGCUCAGGGGUUGGGCGCGGCUAUGCGUGUUCAGGCAAAGAGAGCCCUGCACACGACUGCCGUGAGAAAUGCGAAUGUCUCCAACGACGUCAACAAGAAAUCCGAGAAGGUUCCUCAUCUUCUCUCAAAACUGAACAAGGCCUCUGUUCCAUUGAACCGUGAAUCUGUCUGUCCUGGACCCAAGCCUGCGGCUCCUCCAGCCGGCAAGUUUGACUAUGAGAAAUUCUACAACGGCGAGUUGGAGAAGAAGCACAAGGACAAGACUUAUCGCUACUUCAACAACAUCAACCGCCUUGCCCGUGAGUUUCCAAGAGCCCAUAUGUCUUCUCUCGAAGACAAGGUGACCGUGUGGUGUGCCAAUGACUAUCUUGGUAUGGGACGGAACCCGUAUGUGCUCCGAACAAUGCACGAGACGCUCGAGAACUACGGAGCAGGUGCUGGCGGAACCAGAAAUAUCUCGGGCCACAAUCAGCAUGCUGUUAGCCUUGAAGCCACUCUUGCAAACUUGCAUAAAAAGGAGGCUGCGUUGGUGUUUAGCUCUUGCUAUGUCGCAAAUGAUGCUACACUGGCGACCUUGGGUUCGAAGCUGCCGGACUGCGUGAUCCUUUCCGACAGUUUGAACCACGCAUCGAUGAUCCAGGGUAUUCGCCAUUCGAGCGCUAAGAAAAUGGUGUUCAAACACAAUGACCUUGAGGAUUUGGAAAAGAAGCUGGCUUCUUUACCCUCUUCUAUCCCUAAGAUUAUCGCCUUUGAGUCAGUCUACAGCAUGUGUGGGUCCAUUGCCCCAAUUGAAGAAAUCUGUGACCUUGCUGAAAAGUACGGUGCUCUCACUUUUCUCGAUGAAGUUCAUGCUGUUGGUAUGUAUGGGCCACAUGGAGCUGGUGUUGCUGAGCACCUUGAUUACGAGGCCAACGCUUCUUCCGGUGAGAAUGUCCGUGGCAGUGUAAUGGAUCGUAUCGAUAUUAUCACAGGUACUCUCGGCAAGGCUUAUGGCUGUGUUGGUGGGUACAUUGCAGGAUCAGCAAAAUUUGUUGAUGCGAUUCGUUCCCUCGCCCCCGGUUUCAUUUUCACAACAUCCCUCCCUCCAGCAACUAUGGCUGGUGCCACCACUUCGAUUGAAUACCAAUCAGGAUAUGGCCGCGACAGAGUUCUUCAGCAACUCCAUACCCGUGCCGUCAAGUCUGCAUUGACUGGCAAUGAUAUUCCCGUUAUCCCUAACCCUUCACAUAUCCUUCCUAUCCUUGUCGGUGAUGCUGAACUAGCCAAGCGUGCAUCCGACAUGCUCUUGGAAGACUAUGGGGUUUAUGUCCAGGCUAUCAAUUACCCCACCGUUCCCCGUGGCGAAGAGAGACUGAGAGUUACUCCUACUCCUGGCCACACUAAGCCUCUUCGUGAUCAUCUGGUCUCUUCUCUCGUCGCUGUCUGGGAACGCCUGGGAAUCCGCAAGACCAGCGAUUGGAAGGCAGCUGGUGGAUUCCUCGGUGUUGGUGAUGAAGCCGCGGUCCAUGACAUGAAGAACCAACCCAUGUGGACCGAUGCUCAACUUGGCCUCGGCGAAGGCGAAGAUAUUGAGGUUGCAUUGCAGCGAGAGCUCAAAGCGGAGGCCGCCGAUAAGCAGCGUAUGCUGAAUGAGUUGAUGAAAACUGCGCGGCCUGAGUCUGUUGAUUCUCCCGUUAAUACGGCCCCAGCCGUAAAAGUCGGUGCUUAG
This is a messenger RNA of Ophidiomyces ophidiicola, 1917 nucleotides long. RefSeq lists its product as uncharacterized. Gene Ontology annotation, molecular function: pyridoxal phosphate binding; 5-aminolevulinate synthase activity. Gene Ontology annotation, cellular component: mitochondrion. The record is from RefSeq and is a predicted model, not a curated record. The coding region runs from base 1 to 1917 and encodes 638 amino acids. The transcript is spliced from 2 exons. Gene Ontology annotation, biological process: heme biosynthetic process. NCBI's taxonomy places the organism in Eukaryota, Fungi, Ascomycota, Eurotiomycetes, Onygenales, Onygenaceae.